Ambispora leptoticha is the source of this 125-nucleotide messenger RNA. The record is from the annotation of a GenBank genome assembly. Lineage: Eukaryota; Fungi; Glomeromycota; Glomeromycetes; Archaeosporales; Ambisporaceae.
AUAAUACAUGUAGAAAUUGCUUAUCAAUUGAUGCAAGCUCUUCCACUUCUGAUUUUGUUACCACCAAUGAAGAUAGUGCCAAGAGAAUACCAGUUUGGGUUGAAAACCACGUCAAGCAGUUAUAG